Amphibalanus amphitrite is the source of this 1432-nucleotide messenger RNA. RefSeq names its product ubiquitin-conjugating enzyme E2 S-like. The record is from RefSeq and is a predicted model, not a curated record. The coding region runs from base 283 to 900 and encodes 205 amino acids. The transcript is spliced from 6 exons. NCBI's taxonomy places the organism in Eukaryota, Metazoa, Arthropoda, Thecostraca, Balanomorpha, Balanidae.
AUUUUACUAGCGAUUUUGCAUGAUUUCUUGUCUCUGUAACAUGGCUCCAUUUUCGCAUCCUUGUGCUAAGCAAACGGUCGUCGUAAAAGGACACAACAACGCAAGGCCCAACAACGGACGAAAACGAAAUUUCAAUUUCAAACCGUUGUGUUUGUAAAAAAAGAGAACUGAGAAGUGAGAGGAACCGAUACGAUCGAAUUUCGAUGGGAUCAGACCAUUGCAUGGAAUAUUGAAAUACGAUUUUGAACUGUGACUACCCACACAAAUUCAGAGUUUUGGAGAAUGGCUACUACAUCAAAUGUGGAGAACCUGCCACCCCAGACGAUCCGUCUGGUGGCCCGCGAGCUGGCCAGUCUGCAGACAGCCCCCCUGGAGGGGAUCAGGGUGACGUUCAGUGAGCAGGACGUCACACAGGUGGAAGCACUCAUUGAUGGACCCGCCGGCACGCCAUACGCCGGAGGUGUGUUCCGUGUGAAGCUCUCCCUCAGCAAGGACUUUCCUCGCUCGCCGCCCAAGGGCUUCUUCAUGACGAGGAUCUUCCACCCGAACGUGGCGGCCAACGGCGAGAUCUGCGUGAACACGCUGAAGAAGGACUGGAAGGCCGAUCUCGGCAUCAAGCACCUCCUGCUGACGAUCAAGUGUCUGCUGAUCGUACCCAACCCGGAGUCGGCGCUAAAUGAGGAGGCCGGCAAGAUGCUGCUGGAGCGGUACGACGAUUACUGUCAGCGGGCCAAAAUGAUGACCGAGAUCCACGCCCAGGUGGCGCGCAGCAGCAAGUCUGCCGACGAAGGCGAGCCCAUGGCCAAGAAGCACGCCACCGAGCGGCCGGCGGGCGCGGCUGCUGGCGCCGACAAGCGCCGACCCAAGGACAAGUCAAAGCGCACGCUGAAGCGGCUGUGAGCGAACAUCCUGUCUCGCGCCAGCCCGGCGGCAUCUCUUCCCUCUCUGUCCCUGUUUUCUGGCGAGUGUGUGUGAGAGAUCUCGGGUGUCGGAGCGGCCGCGGUACAAAGUCUCAGCCGGCAGUGGCGUUGAGCAGCUGGCUUCGUUUUAUAGGCUGGUUUUGAUGCGGCCCCGGUGACUGAAGUCGAGGCAAUAUGGGCUGGGUGACUGGGCGGACCACAACGGGGGCUUCAGGCGAAUCGAGUAAGGGUUCACGCUGACCCAUACAUUGGGCGGUGAAGUACACAAGGCUUUGAGAGUUUCGUAUGCAGUUACGCAUGUCUAAAUCAUCGCUGUGCCGGUACGAGGCACUGCCCUUUCAUAAAUCUCACGCCACGGGACCGCGGCGCAGGAGCGGCCGGCGCCGACCCGUUCCCCGUGUGAUAGUGGACCGUUUAGCUAUCGGGAGAAAAUCAUCAGCGCCGACAAGUCGUCGCGGUGUAUGUGCUGUUCUAUGCAUGCCGUAAUAAAUGUGUGCGUGUCAUCUAAAGAA